GCGUUCGAUAACAUUUUAAACAUCCAAACCUACGCGGAAGAACGCUUCAAGAAAGAAAACUAUACCAUGACGUCAAAAAUACACCUUGCCAGUCGUUACUAGGUUUUGUUAGAGUAACCUUCAAGAAACUAAUCGCUGGUUUGACGUCACAGUAUUGCAUAAUCGCAGUCACUUGAAGACUCGCCAAAAAUAGACGAACGCAGCCUGUGCAGUGGGGGUCCAAGUGUAGUGUGCGUUUCCGAGUCUGCUUCGUCCCGGAAUCGGAUCGGCGGCGUGUGAGUUGCUUCGAAGCUCGACAUGCUUCGCCGAAAGAAUCUUGAUUUCCACCUGGGAGUCUAGGGAGCAGGAAGGAGCAUGAAACGUACCCACAGCGAAGGGUGUGGUGGUGGCAGCAGUGGGGCUGCCAGCCCGUCUCUGGGCUCCUCCUGCGCGGCCAGUGGACCCCCCAUGAUGAUGUACGCCUGGGGACACGGACCCAACGGGGAGCUGGGAUUGGCCGCCAGCAAGGACGAUGCCGAGGCGGCAGUGCUGAGGCCCCAGCGGGUCCGUCGUUUCGGCACACGGGUGGUGCGAGACGUGGUGUGUGGGCGGCACCACACCCUCGUACUGCUGGCCAAUGGGUGCGUCUACAGUUGCGGAUCCAACGACUUCGGGCAGCUGGGGCAGGACAAAUCUAUGCGCAAGCUGGAACAGGUGACGGCGCUGUCCGCCCACGAGAUCCGAAUGGUGGCCUGCGGCCACGACCACUCGCUGGCCCUGAGUGAGGCCGGCCAAGUCUUCUCGUGGGGCUCAAACCAGCAUGGACAGCUCGGCACCGGCCCAGACGAGGAGAGCCGCCUGCGCCCCAGGGUGAUAAAGAAGCUGGCAACGAUGCAUGUGGUGCAGAUAGCAUCUGGAGCCAACCACUGCCUCGCCCUCGUUAACAACGGAGAGCUGUACAGCUGGGGCGGCAACAGCCACGGGCAGCUGGGGAUCGGCAGCACCGCGCAGGAUGCCAACCAGCACACGCCCGUGCGAGUGGUGCACCUCGCCGGGGUGCCGUUGGCACAGGUGGCUUGCGGAGGCUCCCACAGCCUGGCGCUCACGCCUUCGGGAACUAUCUUUGCCUGGGGACAUAACUCCUUUGGACAGCUCGGUAUGAAUGACCAGAAGGACCGCUCCCACCCCAUGGUACUCAAGGCUCUGCGUUCACAGCGGAUCAAGUACAUCUGCUGCGGAGAGAACCACACAGCCACUCUGACCACGGAUGGAGGUGUGUUCACCUUUGGCAACGGCACGUACGGCCAGCUGGGUCAUGGGGUCAAGUCCAACGAAAUCUUGCCCCGGCGGGUCUCGGAACUCAUGGGCACCGUCAUCACCCAACUGGCUUGUGGGCGGUGCCACACGCUCGUGUACGGGCCCCGGGUAGGCCGGGUGUACGCCUUUGGUCUGGGAGGAGCGGGUCAGCUGGGCCAGGGUAGCCUGACCUCCACUACCCUCCCCUGCCCUGUUCCGGGGCCCUGGAACGACAUGGUUCACCCCGCAGAGAGUGAGAGGUCACCCAGCCCCCAGCCCCCGCAAAGCCCUCCCGAGGAUUCGGAGAUCUCCUGGUCGCAGUGUCUGUCCGACGACGCCUCCUGCCCCAGUGGAGAGGAUACCCUUUCGGCCCCCUCGGCCCCCAGCCAGGGGAGGGCCACCCCUGACGAGGUCAUUGAGGCCGACCUCGCGCACUCGGAGGUGGUCGACGCGGAGGACGUCCCGUCGGAGGACGCCCCAGCUGAUGUUGAAUCCCUAAAGGAAGGAGACCAGCUGGUGGUACACAAAAUUGUGAGCGGGGGAGAUCGCUGCUUCCUUCUCUGCUACGAGAACAAGGUGGAUGCUCCCCGUCCCCUGGACUUCCGGUUCCACAGCAAGGACAGCCAGGUGCUUCGACUGGACAACGAUCUCCUGGAGCAGCUGCCCUUCUUCCCUGCCACUGAGCAGGUGCCGCAAGAGCUGCUCUCGUACCUUGAGACCAUCUUCGGCUCGUGUGCCUGCCUGAAUGCCUCGUACCUCAAGGAGGAUGGCAGCCACUUCAAUUGCAGCGAGCUGAACCCCGGUGUAGACAUGGAGGCAGCGCGCCAUGGAUUCCGAUGCAUCCAAGACGCUAAGCACUCUUCCAUUGGUCAGGUGGUCAGCACAUGCCUGGAAGAGCUGGUGAAAGGCCUUACCAACUCCCCUACUGACAUUGAAGCCAUGCGUGUGCUUCUGCUGCUGCCCCUGUGCCACCUGUUCCGAGAUCCGGCCAAUCAUUUGGCCACGUUGGUGGGAAAGUACUGCCUGUGUGUGACACAGCUCAAGCCCCGACCAGCAGCCAUCCUCGAAAGGUGGUGGUCUUUGCUGGGUGAAGCACAAUUUGAAGACCUUGUUGGGAUUUUUAAGGAAUGCAUUAUCUACGUUCUUGGUCGAGAAACGCCGACGAAACAGAAUCACGGACACUUGAAGCUGGCCCUGGACAUCCUGUCAAGGUUGAACCACGUGAACCGCGACAUUGGCAGCCUGGUCUCCUACGAGCACUUCUACAUCCCUGCGGUCACGGAGAAGGUAGACGUGCAGCUGGACUACAUCCAGUGGAUCCAGACGAGCAGGGCGCAGAGGACAAACAAGGUGUACUUCUGCGACUAUCCGUUUGUGUUCAACGCCCAAGCCAAGACUUUGAUCCUGCAAACGGACUCGCACAUCCAGAUGCAGCAAGCGAUGGAGACGGCUUGCCAGCAGACCUUUGCCAGCCUCAUCCUGCCCGUGGUUCCCCCGUCCAACCCGUACUUGGUGCUUUACGUGGGGCGGGAAAACAUAGUCAAUGACACCCUCAACCAGCUGGCAGACCAGUCGGCGGCCGACCUCAAGAAGCCCCUCAAGGUCCAGUUCCAUGGAGAAGACGCUGUGGAUGCCGGGGGCGUCAGGAAGGAAUUCUUCUUACUGCUACUCAAGGAAAUCCUAGACCCAAAAUAUGGCAUGUUCACUGAGUACCCGGAGUCACGUUGCAUCUGGUUCAACACUCAGAGUUUCGAAGAGGACGUCAUGUACUACCUGAUCGGCAUUGUGUGCGGAUUGGCCAUCUACAACUUUACCAUCAUCGCCCUGCCGUUUCCCCUGGUGCUCUACAAGAAGCUCCUUAAACAGAAGGUGACCCUGAACGACCUGGGCGACCUCUCCCCCACCUUGGCCAAGGGCCUCCAAGAGUUGCUCAGCUACGAAGGGGACGACCUGGAGAGCGUCUUCUUCCUCAACUUUGAGGUGUCGGUGGAGCACUAUGGGCACACCACGAACCACGAGCUCAAGAAGGGUGGCCAUCACAUCAAGGUCAACAAGGAGAACAGGCAGGAAUAUGUGGACUUGUAUGUGGAUUUCCUGCUCAACUCGUCUGUACAGCACUGCUUCGAGGCCUUUUCCCAGGGCUUCUACAAAGUGUGCAGCAGCAAAGUUCUCGACCUCUUCCAUGCCCAGGAGCUGAUGAUCCUCGUGGUUGGCAGCGAAAACUAUGACUGGGGGGACUUGGAAAAGAAUGCAGAAUACAAGAAUGGCUACCGUCCAGAUCACCCCACCAUACGAAUGUUCUGGAGGGUAUUCCAUGGCUUGGAUUAUGAAGAGAAGAAGAAAUUUUUGCUGUUCCUGACCGGAUCAGACCGAAUCCCCAUUUUAGGAAUGAGCGAGAUCAAGAUAAUCCUGCAGCCGAUGAAGGUGGACGACGACCACCUGCCUGUGGCACACACCUGCUUCAACCUGCUGGACCUGCCCAUGUACUCGACCGAAGAUGUCAUGCGGGAAAAGCUGCGCCUGGCCAUACAGAACACCCAGGGCUUUGGACUGGUCUAGCCGCCGCUUCCAGAGCGCCAAAAUUUAGCCCAUUUGUUUCAAGAUAGAGAAGUGCAAAAUCAAAGUGAUAUCUUUAAACAUUAUUUUUUGUUGUACUUUCGUGCACGAGAGGAUCGGUGCAUUUUGUCAGAGUUAUGUAAUAUAUUUUGUACCAACUGUUUGCCAGGAUGUUGGCAAUCUCUCAAGGAGGCAGCUCCUGUUUGCGGCGAAACUUUGUACGUGCUGGCGGCAGCCUGGUUUUACACUAUGCACCGGAUAGGAAUUUGAGUACCUCUGUUUCACAUCUUGCAUGCAAGCACUCUGCCUAGGAAGGACUAAAAAGCCUGAUCAAGAGAAAUGCUUUGCCUUCACAUAAGUGAAAGCUGGCUCUAUUUUGUAGCUACUCUCUUUUCUGCUUUGACAGCUUUUGUACGAGCCUGGUUGCUCGCAAUGUUUGGUGCUCGGUCCCCUACCCAAUUGGAGGACACUUUGCAGACUUCAUUUGGAAUAAAACAUUUCACAGAUAA
Ixodes scapularis (black-legged tick) is the source of this 4340-nucleotide messenger RNA. It is a transcript of the gene Herc4, whose product is annotated as probable E3 ubiquitin-protein ligase HERC3. Gene Ontology annotation, biological process: protein ubiquitination; ubiquitin-dependent protein catabolic process. Gene Ontology annotation, molecular function: ubiquitin protein ligase activity. Lineage: Eukaryota; Metazoa; Arthropoda; Arachnida; Ixodida; Ixodidae. Bases 355 to 3834 code for a protein of 1159 amino acids. The transcript is spliced from 31 exons. The record is from RefSeq and is a predicted model, not a curated record.